CAAAAAAACUAGUAAUUAGGAUGAUGUGUGUACCGUAUUUUCAAAUAACUUAGUUAUAGUAACAGGCGAUAAUCAACUCUGAUUAGCACACAAAUUAAAAUCAAGUGACAAUUUAUUUGAUGUAUUUCAAUGAAUUUGAUGAAUAGUGAUAAACGUACCCGAUCAGUGAAUUGGGAUGAAAAUGAAAAACGAUUACUGGUUGAUUAUGUGAAAAAACAUAUUACAAUAUUAGAAAAUGUACGACCUGAUACUGAUACGAAUAAAAAGAAAAAAGUGAUAUGGCAAAUGAUUGAGGAUAAAUUACGUGAUAAUGGUUAUUCAAGAGAUGCAGCUCGAAUUAAAGAACAAUGGAGACGAUUAAAAGCAUAUGCAAAACGUAAUAUUAUGAAAUAUCGUCAACAAGUUGAGAACUGUGAUGAUCCCGCUUCAAUACAAGAGCCAAGUAUUAUAGAUUAUGAAAUAUGGGAAUUAAUACCGCAUGAAUGUAAUGAGGAUGAUAAUAAUUUAUCGGAUUCGAAUUCUAGUUUACAUCCUAAUAAGAAACGAAAAAGACAAAAUGAUUCUGAUUUCGAAUCAGAUUCAAGUUGGACCCAAUUAGAAACUAGUUUACCACCUCCAAAUACAAAUACGGAACCACAAAAUGUUAAUAAACCACAAUUCCCAACUAUUAAUUUAUUCUCAAGUGUAUUAAAUCCUACUGAAACGGAAUCAAGUACACCCCAAGAAAAUAAUACUAAAAUUAAGGAAGAAAUAUUAGAUAUCGAGGCCCAAGAAGAUAUGGAUCCGGAAUCAGAACAUUUUGAUCAUAUUGACGUACCUGAAGAUGAAUCACAAGACAUACAAGAGGCGCUGAAUGGUGAAACGAAUGAACUUACGAAUGAUAUGUUGUUACCAGACGAGUUAAAUUUUUCCAUGAAAUUACCACCAUUACAUAAAAUUAUUCAAGAACCAAUCGCACAACAACCUCAUAGGACAAUGGACAAUUUAAUAACUCCAAUAAACAUGUUGGAACCAAUAGAUAAAACAAAAACUUCAUUAGAAAAUGAAAUAUUAAUAUUAAAAAAACGUUUAUUAGAAGCAAAUUUAGAACGUUUAGAAACCAAAUCAAAAUUAGAUAUUGAAUUUCAUCAACAUAAAAUGAAAUUAGAGAAUAUGAUUGCAAAGAAACGCUUAGAACAUGAAGAAGAAUUUCAUAAAUUACAAGUACAAUUAGAACGAAGAUAUUAUAAGAGGCGAAUGGAAUUUAUGGCCAUUGGUAUGAUUUAAUAAAUGAAGAUUCGCCGAAGUAGUCGGGUAAAAAUUAUGUUGAACUG
This is a messenger RNA of Chrysoperla carnea, 1313 nucleotides long. RefSeq lists its product as uncharacterized. The record is from RefSeq and is a predicted model, not a curated record. The transcript is spliced from 6 exons. Bases 130 to 1266 code for a protein of 378 amino acids. NCBI's taxonomy places the organism in Eukaryota, Metazoa, Arthropoda, Insecta, Neuroptera, Chrysopidae.